Onychostoma macrolepis is the source of this 2955-nucleotide messenger RNA. Its product is annotated as gastrula zinc finger protein XlCGF8.2DB-like. Bases 17 to 1060 code for a protein of 347 amino acids. The transcript has 2 exons. The record is from RefSeq and is a predicted model, not a curated record. NCBI's taxonomy places the organism in Eukaryota, Metazoa, Chordata, Actinopteri, Cypriniformes, Cyprinidae.
AACAACUCGCCAAUAAAUGCUGAAAUAUUCCCAUCAGCCUAGAAGUGAAGCAGAGCUGAACACUGAGGACACGAGAGACCCAGAACCCUGCAGAAUGGAACAUGAAGAGACCGAAGAACAAAGAGACAUAAUGGAACAGAUCGAGGAGAGUGAAGGGGAGGAGAAAAAUCAUCUCAUCAAAACUGGAGAAAAAUCAUUCAGGAGAGCCAAAAAUUCUUGCCCUCAGACUGGAAAGAGAUUACCAAACAAACAAAGCCUUAAACUUCACAUGAGGGUUCAUGGUGGAGAGAAGAUGCACACAUGUGAUCAAUGUGGAAAGAGUUUUGCACUUAAAGGAAGCCUGAAGAAACACAUGAGGAUCCACACUGGAGAGAAACCACACACAUGUGAUCAGUGUGGGAGGAGUUUUACACAAAAAUCAGGUCUGAAGACACAUAUGACAAUCCACAGCGGAGAGAAACCGUACUCAUGUGAUCAGUGUGGGAACAGUUUUACAGAUGCAAGAACUCUUAAAUUACAUCUGCAUUCGCAUUCUGGAGAAAGACCAUUUUACUGUGACCAGUGCGGGAAAACUUUUACAUCAGCUUCAAUCCUAAGGGUCCACCUGAAAAUUCAUACAAAAGAAAAGCCUCAUGUAUGUUCUUUGUGUGGAAAGUGUUUUAGUGUGCUGAGUGUCUUAAAAGAACACCAGAAAAGACACAGUGGUGUGAAGGAACAUAUGUGCUUUGAUUGUGGGAAGAUCUUUGUUACUGCCACUGAGCUGAGAAGGCACCAGACAGUUCACACUGGAGAAAAGCCUUACAAGUGUUCACACUGUGACCAGAGAUUUCAUUUGCCAGGAUAUGUGAAAACACACGAGAGGAUCCACACUGGAGAAAAGCCGUACUCAUGUGAUCAGUGUGGGAAGAGUUUCACACAAAAAGGAAACCUUAAGAGUCACAUGAAAAUCCACACUGGAGAGAAGCCGUACUCAUGUGAUCAGUGUGGGAACAGUUUUACACAAAAACGAAGCCUUAAGAGUCACAUGAAAAUCCACACUGGAGAGAAACCGCACAGAUGAUCAAUGUGGGAAUAGUUUUGCAAAAAAAAAAUACCACCUUAAGAAACCCAUAAAAAACCACAAUAGAGACGAGCCACAUGUUUCACACAUGUAGCACUCUGAAGUUACAUCUGCAUUCUCACUGUGGACAAAAUCCAAAACUGUAAUCCAAUACAGUAAAAGAACAAGCAUUAUACCUGAAGAAAUGUGAAAGUUUGUAUGAAGGAGAAGAAUGUGUUUAAGAUUCACUGAUCUUGUGUCUUGAUUUAACAUCACAUGAAAAACUAAGGUGAACGACAUUGUAUUGGUCAUUCAACAUGAUGGCGUCAGUUUAGUGACUAGAUUCAAUAGUUUCAAGUGAGAACGUUUAAAUGCCUCUACUUCUCCUGACCAGGUGCUGCUUAAGCCGUUCAGGGUACUAUUAUCUUUAGGGACUAGGUUUGCUAGAGCAAUUUUUUGUAUAGUCUUUUGAUGCUUUGGUUAAGGAGUCACUUUUGAGGCUGUGUGUAAGUUUAACUGCCUAUAAAAUACAGUGCAUCAAUCACAGGCUUAGUUGGACUUCAUGACUGCAGCACCAAAACGGCACAUUUUCAAUCAAGAAUCCUGCUGAAGAUACACCGGAUCUCUUGGUCUUUGCUUCUGAGUGUCCUACUGUCUUUUAAAAUUACACAAGAAAAGACAUGAUGUGAAAGGUCAUAUGUGUUUUGACUGUGGGAAGAACUAAAGCUGCACUAGAGAGAUCACGAUGGAGACAAACCUUAUAAGCUUUCACACUUUGAAAAGCAGUGGCAGUCUAGUCCACAGUAACUCAGCUCUACUGAAUGUUUCAAGCUGAUUUUGAGAUGUAGGCUAACAUUUUAUUGUGAUAUGAUAAUGAGCAGUGAAAACAGCACAUUUUUAACAUCUAUGCUAGGGUUACACGAUUAUGGACAAAUUAGAAUUGUGAUUGUUUCGCUUUGUAUUGUAAUUGUUGAUAUACAUUAAAAUACUUCUGAGAGUGGCAACUGCAUGUCAUAUGUAGAUUACACACAUCCAAACUGGACAAUACAGGGUGCUGUUUAAAAGCAAUAAAAGUGCCUGGUUUAAUGCUGUAACGGGGCAAACGAAACAUGAGACGUGCGGAUCCAUGUGCAAAGCUUUAUUAAGACCGAGAAGUGGUCAUAAACACAGGCAGAGCAACGGCAAACAGGAAUGGCAUGGGCAAGACACCGUAAUCCUAGGACAAGCUUGGGUUGUCGAUCGGCAAACAAUAUCCAGAGGGCUAGACAAGAGGGGUAAUCCAGGUACACGAGCAAUGGUCCAGGCAGGGGCAAACAGAGUCCAAGUGGAAGGCAAGGGGUUAGUCUCAAGUCUACUUUAUUUAUAAAGCCCUUUUUCUCUACAAAGUAGACCAAAGGACUGUACAGCAACACUACAAUAGAUAUCAACAAUAACAAUUAAAAAUCAACAAUUAAAAGCCAAAGAAAACAAAUAUGUUUUCACACGGGAUUUAAAAACAUCAACUGAGGGUGCAGAUCUGAUGUCAGGUGGAGGAGUAUUCCAUAGUCUUGGGCCAGCAACCGAAAAUGCACGAUCCCCUUUAGUUUUCAGACAAGUUUUCGGAAUUAAGAGCAGUAAGCAAUUGAAUGAUCUUUGAGGUCUACAAGAGUUCAUAUGAAUCAGGUCCUUAAUAUAUUCUGGGGCCAUAUAAUGGACAGCUUUAAAAACAUACAGCAACACCUUAUACUGAAUCCGAUAUUUAACCGGAAGCCAAUGCAACUUUUCCAAAACUGGAGUAAUAUGCUCCCUUCUCUUUGUGCUAGUAAGGAGCCUCGCAGCUGCGUUCUGGACCAACUGCAAUUUUGAAAUGAGAGAUUGGCUUACUCCCAAAUAAAGAGCAUUACAGUAAUCCAAACGGGAAGAGAUGAAUGCAUGAA